AUGAGAAUGAGAUUCCCCUCAGGCUCCGGGGAUGAUCGAGACGCCGAAUCGCUCUUCCGCACUAAACCCAUCUCCGAAAUCCGCAAUGUGGAAUCCGCCACCAACAAACAGAUCCAAGACAAGAAGGAGGAGCUCCGGCAGCUGGUUGGCACCCGCUACCGUGAUCUCAUUGACUCGGCAGACUCCAUCCUCCAAAUGAAAUCGGCAUCCGAGUCGAUUUCCUCCAACAUCUCCUCCAUCCACCAUUCCAUCUGCUCCCUCUCCCUCUCCGUCUCGGAAGCUCCAUCCCCUAAACUCCGAACCCCUAACCCUACUACUCGGCUCCGUAUCUAUGGGAUCGCUUGCCGCGUCAAGUACCUGGUGGACACCCCGGAGAACAUCUGGGGCUGUCUCGACGAGUCCAUGUUCUUGGAGGCGGCCGCCAGGUAUGUCCGUGCCAAGCACGUCCACUCCAACUUGAUGCUUCCCAAUCGUGAUUUGGAUCACAACAACAUCUUGUCCAAUUUCCCUCUGCUUCAGCACCAGUGGCAGAUCGUUGAGAGCUUCAAGGCUCAGAUUUCGCAGAGAAGUCGCGAGAGGUUGAUGGAUCGGGGCCUGCCCGUCGCUGCCUAUGCAGAUGCCUUGGCUGCCGUUGCUGUAAUUGAUGAUCUGGAUCCUGAGCAGGUGCUGGGGUUGUUUCUUGAAACCAGAAAGACUUGGAUAUUGCACACAUUGACUGCUUCUGCUGGUAAUGCUGAUGCUACCUCUUCCAUUGCCAUUUCCGUGUUUUGUGACCUUUUGAGCAUAAUUCAGGUUAGCAUAGCGCAGGUAGGGGAAUUGUUUUUGCAUGUUUUGAAUGAUAUGCCUCUCUUUUAUAAGGUUAUUUUGGGUUCUCCCCCUGCUUCCCAGUUGUUUGGUGGGAUCCCAAAUCCUGAUGAUGAGGUCAGGUUGUGGAAAUCUUUCAGGGAUAAAUUAGAAUCUGUAACAGUUAUUCUCCAUAAAACUUUCAUUUCUAACACUUGUUUGAGGUGGUUGAGGGAUUGUGGAACACAGAUCGUCAGUAAGAUUAAUGGAAGGUAUCUGCUCGAUGCCAUACCUAGUGGCCAAGACCUUGGAACGGCUGAGAAGUUGAUAAGGCAGACAAUGGACAGUAAGGAGGUUCUGGAGGGGAGUUUGGAAUGGCUUGAAAGUGUUUUUGGGUCUGAGAUUGAGUUGCCUUGGAAUAGGAUCCGAGAACUUGUUUUGGAAGGUGAUUUGGAUCUUUGGGAUGAGAUCUUUGAAGAUGCUUUUGUUAGGAGGAUGAAAGUGAUUAUUGACUCAGGAUUUGAGGAUCUGACCAGAGCUGUCAACGUGUCAGACGUGAUCCACACUAUUGGGGUGGUUUCUGGUGAGAAGAUGGAUUUUCAGGCAUAUUUGAAUAGGCCUUCUACAAGUGGUGGGGUUUGGUUUACAGAACCUAAUAUCGUUAAGAAGCCGGGUCCACUAUUGGGGAAUAAAGCAUUGCCCGAGGCAGAUAAUUUCCAAAGUUGUCUCAAUGCCUACUUUGGUCUUGAAGUGAGUCAAAUUAGAGAUGGAGUCGACAGCUGCUGCCACAGUAUUCUUGAGGAUCUAUUGAGUUUCUUAGAGUCUGCCAAGGCAUCUCUGAGGUUGAAGGAUCUAGUUCCGUAUCUGCAGAAGAAAUGUUACGACAGCGUGUCAAUGAUAUUGAAAGAACUCAAAACUGAGCUUGAUAUUUUAUACAGUUCCAUUGAAAGUGAACAUAAGGAAGGUGAUUCAGUGCCUCCUCCUAUAAUUGUUGAGAGAUCUCUUUUUAUUGGGCGACUCUUGUUUGCAUUUGAGAACUACUCUAAACACAUUCCUUUGAUUCUUGGUUCUCCACGGUUCUGGGUGAAGUACACAGUGCCUGUAGUUUUUGAGAAGCUGCCUUCCUUGCUGUGGCAGUCUAGAGCUGCCACCAAUUCUCCUGUCUCUGACAGCCUUGGAAUGCAAAUGGUCACUAGCUCUCAGAGGCAAAGUUCAUCUGCUACUGCUGCAUUGUUUGGAGCAAAUGAAAGUGCAAGCCCAAAACUUGAUGAACUUCGUAAGAUUACACGAGAGCUCUGCAUCAGAGCUUACAGCUUGUGGAUGUCAUGGCUCUCUGAUGGGCUUUCACUUAUUCUCUCUCGGGAGCUUGGACAAGAUGAUGGAUUAUCUGCAACAGCUCCCUUAAGGGGCUGGGAAGAGACAGUUGUUAAGCAAGAACAAUCUGAUGAGGGGUCAUCUGAGAUGAAAAUAUCACUCCCAUCUAUGCCUUCUCUUUAUGUGAUAUCCUUCUUAUGUCGAGCAUGUGAAGAAAUUCAUCGUAUUGGAGGCCAUGUUCUUGACAAAUCAAUUGUGCAAAAGUUUGCAUUAAGCCUCAUAGAAAAGGUCAUUUCUAUUUACGAAAACUUUCUCUCUACUAGAGAGGAAUUUGGAGCUCAAGUGUCAGAGAAAGGAAUUUUGCAGGUCUUGUUAGACAUAAGAUUUGCUGCUGAUGUUCUUUCUGGGGGUGAUUUCAAUGUGAAUGAAGUGUUAUCUAGCACACCAAAGUCUAAAUCAUCAUUCAAAAGGAAGCAGGAUCAAAUUCAGACAAAGUCUUUUAUUAGAGAACGCAUUGAUGGGUUGAUUUAUUCUCUUUCGCAGAAGUUAGAUCCCAUUGAUUGGCUCACGUAUGAGCCAUACUUAUGGGAGAAUGAGAGGCAGUCGUACCUCCGGCAUGCUGUCCUCUUUGGGUUCUUUGUUCAACUUAAUCGGAUGUACACAGAUACUAUGCAGAAACUGCCUACUAAUUCAGAGUCGAAUAUUAUGAGAUGUUCUGUUGUUCCACGCUUCAAAUAUCUUCCAAUCAGUGCUCCAGCAUUGUCCUCGAGAGGGACUUCUGGGACACCUAUUACAGCUGCCUCAAAUGAUAUAGCUUCAAGAAGUUCCUGGAAAGCUUAUACAAAUGGAGAGCUUUCUCGAAAAGUUGUUUUGGAUGAUAACCCAAGUUUUGGUGUUGCAACGCCAUUCCUAAAGUCAUUCAUGCAGGUUGGCAGUAGAUUCGGAGAGAGCACUUUGAAACUGGGAUCUAUGUUAACGGAUGGGCAAGUGGGCAUAUUCAAGGAUAGAUCAGCAGCUGCCAUGUCAACAUUUGGUGACAUUUUACCUGUACAAGCUGCAGGACUUCUUUCAUCAUUUACAACCGCCAGAUCAGAUUCUUGAUUUCUGCUUGGUCCUUAGCUUUUGUUCUCCCACCAGAUUUCAGGUGCAUGCUUUAUUUACAUGGAUAGGAGUGCCUUAACCUUUCAACUUGCAUGAUAAAUGAUGGGGAACAGGACCUACUAUCGAGCACUACAUGUCAAGGGUAGAUGAGCUGUUUACCUGUUUGUAAAAUUUUGGCAGUGCAAGAUACUUUAAUUGAGCUGAGCAGGAAACAAAGAGUGUGCAGUGGAUUGGCUACUGUGCAUUUGAUGGGGACCAUGGUUGAUGCAUGGUAAAGACUUGAAUUGGAGACAUUUGGGCUGAUAGGAAUUUAUCCCUUUAGGGAUAGUUGAAUUUAGCUGGUGGGAAUCAAGAGAAUGUAGUAUAUGUCAAUUUGCAUUAUGACAGACCAAAUAAAGCUUGCACAUUUACCUGGUUUGUAUAUCCUUGGAGAACGCCAUCUUUUCUCUCCACAAAGCCUUACUGAAAGUAUUUGGCAGUUGUUGAAGCUGUUUGUUAGUCAUAAUUUUAGGUAUCUUUCUUGCUCAUAAUUUCUUAUGCCACAUAGUUGCACCUGGAAUGGAUGGUAUGCAAGGAAUUUCAGUGCUCAGGUGUUUCUUAUAUGUCGAUCAAAUUGGAAGCUGGCCCUCCCCACUUGAUUUCAGUUCUCUGAACUUGUAGCGUGCAAAAUUUUCUUUCAGUUGCCGCUGCUUUCUAAAUUGGUAUGUAAUUGGAAAGUUUCCCAGGAAGAAAUGAAGCAAGAAGCCCUUUAUCUCCAUGAAUCAACACUUGUUUUAUAUUUCUUGUUUAGUUAUUUUAGCAUUUACUGGUAUGCUUGCAUCAAAAUAAUGUAUUAUUUUAUUCUAGUAGGGAUAGCAAAUAGUGUCAUGAUGAUAACUGUAAUUCUAUCAUAAGGGUAAUAUCUUGGAAUAAUUAAUGCUUUUUUUUUUCUUCCUU
Messenger RNA from Theobroma umbraticum, 4134 nucleotides. RefSeq names its product Vps51/Vps67 family (components of vesicular transport) protein. NCBI's taxonomy places the organism in Eukaryota, Viridiplantae, Streptophyta, Magnoliopsida, Malvales, Malvaceae. Gene Ontology annotation, biological process: intra-Golgi vesicle-mediated transport. The record is from RefSeq and is a predicted model, not a curated record. Gene Ontology annotation, cellular component: COG complex; Golgi apparatus.